CACAAGCAGCUGCGGGAGAAGAGAGGUAGAGAGCCUCGGACCUGCCCAGUCCCCUCUCGAAGGUUCCGGAGUUUGGAGAACUGCGCCCUCCUCGCCCUCUCUGCGCAGGGAAGAUGCUGUCCUGCCGCCUCCAGUGCGCGCUGGCCCUGCUCUCCAUCACCUUGGCGGUGAGCGGCGUCAGCGCUGCUCCCUCGGACCCGAGGCUCCGCCAGUUUCUGCAGAAGUCUUUGGCCGCCGCAGCAGGGAAACAGGAACUGGCCAAAUACUUUUUGGCAGAACUGCUGUCAGAACCCAGCCAGACAGAAAAUGAGGCUCUGGAGCCCGAGGAUUUGUCCAACGAUCCCGAACCAGAUGAGAUGCGGAUGGAGCUUCAGAGAUCUGCUAAUUCGAACCCAGCCAUGGCACCCAGAGAACGCAAAGCUGGUUGCAAGAAUUUCUUCUGGAAGACUUUUACCUCCUGUUAGUUUUAGAGUAUUCUUGCCCAUUUCAGACCUCUGAAUCCCCUCCUCCAACCCCCCACCUUAUUCCCCAGUUCCCUGAAUCCUCAGCAAGAUCAUCACAAUGAGAGCAAAUGAUUGUAAAUAUAAAAUAAACAGUCAUGGUGAAAUUUAGAAACAAUCAAAUUUGAUUUCAGAUUGUUUUAUUAAAUCUUUCCAUUUUAUAGCUUGGUUUGUGAUUCCAAACUAGUUCUUUACAGUAUACAUUCCACUUCUCACAGAUGUACUAUUUUAAUUCUUUGUCACAAUAAAGCUUAUGUUUUAAAUUGUAACCCUCAUAUUUUGAUGAUUUACAAUUGAAUUUACUUUUUAAGGAGAGAAAGCUAUGCCUUUAAACUUGCAUAUUUGGAGGAUUUCAGAUGGGGAGUUGCAGCAAAUAUCCCCCGUAAAUAAGAUACCCCAUUUCAAAUUGUGUUUCCUUGUCGAGCUUGAUGUUUGUAUUUCUAGGUAGGCAUGCUUGAAUACACACCUGUCUGCCAAGCUGUUAUGUGAAAUAUCCAAUGUUCAAAAUAUAAGAUGGAUCUGCUUUGGAGGUCUGGGAACAGAACUUGACUUGUGUAGUUCAAAUAAAAUUCUGCACUUUCAAA
Molecule: messenger RNA, 1084 nt
Organism: Antechinus flavipes (yellow-footed antechinus)
Lineage: Eukaryota; Metazoa; Chordata; Mammalia; Dasyuromorphia; Dasyuridae
Gene: SST
Product: somatostatin
Exons: 2
Coding region: 114-464 (116 amino acids)
Biological process (GO): regulation of cell migration
Cellular component (GO): extracellular region
Molecular function (GO): hormone activity
Source: RefSeq, a predicted model, not a curated record